This is a messenger RNA of Cydia strobilella, 3070 nucleotides long. RefSeq names its product juvenile hormone esterase-like. The record is from RefSeq and is a predicted model, not a curated record. NCBI's taxonomy places the organism in Eukaryota, Metazoa, Arthropoda, Insecta, Lepidoptera, Tortricidae. The transcript has 4 exons. The coding region runs from base 317 to 1990 and encodes 557 amino acids.
GUGACUUGGUGACUGGUGACCCGAUAUUCAACAACCAUACGAGAUUGUGUAGUAUUAUAACCAAUUAUUCUUUAAUUAACUGACAGAUAGGUACCACGUCCUCGUGCUUGUAAACAUCUGAGCUUAAGCAAAACCGGAUUUGAGAUUAAAUAUGAACUAAUUUUGGUAAACCCUCAACUAUGAUGGAAGAAAUUACACUACGGAAAUCGAAUUACCCUCCGAGAAUUCGUACGUAUCGUAAAAUUUAUUAAUAAGCCGACUAUUGUAUGAUCACUACAGCCAAGUUUUGAUUGCACCAUUCCAUAGAUUUGGAAUAAUGCAUCCUGGCUCAGAAGAUACACGAUCCGGGCAGUCCACCUGUGUAGUACUAACAAGAGAGGGGCCUAUACGCGGUUAUAUUGACAGAAACGAUGAGGGAACUUACUACAAAUUCAAGAGCAUACCUUUUGCCAAGCCUCCUAUUGGCCCAUUACGAUUUAUGCCACCUCAACCUAUUGCUCCAUGGGCUGAGGAACUAGACUGCACCAUGAAUUCGCCUAUGCCAGUAUGCGUUGGCCGGGAACGAAAAAUGAUUGGUACUGAGGACUGUCUAUAUCUCGAGGUCAUCAGUCCCAACAUCAAACCUAACAAACCCAUGCCUGUCAUGUUUUUUAUGCCCAGUUAUGGAUUUGGAUUUCGUCUAGAAGAGAUUUAUGAUGCAUCUUUAAUAACCAAUCAGGAUGUUGUCUAUGUGAUUUGCAAUGGAAGAUUGGGGCCAUUUGGCUUCUUGUCUAUUAAUGACAUAUCUGCACCAGGUAACAAUGGACUGAAAGACUUAGUAUUAGGUCUGAAAUGGGUGCAGAGAAAUAUACAUAUCUUUGGAGGAGAUCCAAAAAAUGUCACUAUAUUUGGUUCAAGUUCAGGUGGCUCUAUGGUGCAUUUUAUGAUCCUGUCACCAAUGGCAACUGGGCUAUUCCACAAAGCCAUUAUUCAAAGUGCUACAGCAUUUAAUAAUUGGUCUAUAGAUAGGAACCCAACCGCUGUAGUGACAGAACUGGCCAUGAAGUUGGGCAUACAGACAUGCUGUAUGGUUACAAUCAUAGAGAAAAUAAAAAAUUGCUCAAAAGAUGAAAUCACAUCUGCCUGGAUGGACAUGGAACGAAUAGCGCGAUUUGAAGGUAAUUUUGUGGCUUCAGUCUUUAAGCCCUGCAUUGAACAAGAGUUUGAGGGCCAACCUGCGUUUCUUACAAGAAGCCCAACAUUAAUUGUUAAAUCUGGAAAUUUCAAUAAAGUGCCAUUUAUAAUUGGAAGCAAUAAUAAAGAAGGCGAGUUUGUACGCUUUAUUGGUGUCAAUUAUUAUGACUACAAAAAGAUAAAUGAAAAUGUGAGACAUAUGGUUCCAAAACCAAUAGCAGUAGAAGAUAAUUUGGACCAGGUGAUAGGGCAAAAGAUUUUGAAGUUUUAUUCAGGUGGUGAAGAUUUUAUGAAUGAGGAUAGUAAAGACCAAUAUAUACAACUUAUCAGUGACUUCUUUUUUAUAUACCACGUAACCAAAACUGCCCAACUGCACACAACCUUUGCACCAGAAUGUCCAAUAUACUACUAUAUCUUAACCCAUGCCGGGGAAUGGAGAUUGCCAAAGGAUUUAGAAUUAUUUAACUGUGUUGGACAUCAUGCAGAGAUACCUUUUAUAUUCCGUAUUGCAAUCCCAGGGUCGCCACCAUGCAAGGGCAGUCGCGACUCUGUUACCACUAGAAGCAGAGUUAUCAAAAUGUGGACAAACUUUGCCAAAUAUGGAAACCCAACACCCGACGAAAAUGAUCCUCUUCUACAGAUUAAAUGGGACCCAGUAGAGAACGCUAAUAAAUUGAAUUAUUUAAAUAUCGGAUCUGAGCUCACCAAAGGAAGCAAUCCGUUUAGGGACAGAAUGGCGUUCUGGGACGAUCUGCUCCACCAACAUAAGUUCCUGAAAAUACUGAGUUUCUUCCAGGAUUUCGGAAUGGCUUGCUGAUAUGAAUAUGCAGUGAAACCCGCUUAAGAAGAUUCUUACCAUGAAAAAAACGUAUGACAACAAGUUGCAGAAACCAGUGCAAAAACAUUGAUUAAUACGCGGGAAAUCGUAUUAAGAGGCCGGUGUCGAUUUUAGUCGCAAAAAUGUAAAAUUAAUAGAUUUAGUCGGUGAAAUUGUACACCUUUUGUUACCUAAUUGAAAAAACAAGUACUGGUUUCUAUUAGCACGUCUUCUUAUCUUGCCUUUUAUCAGAUAAUUUUUUUGAAAACAGACUCACUAAAUUAGUAAUGAUUUUUUUUCUGAUGGACGUUUAGGUAAACGCGCGUAAAGCACUGAUUUUGUCGCUCUUAUUUGUAAAUUUCAUAAAGUUUGGACUGGUAAAUUUGUAUUACACAUAUUCUGUACUUGAACUUUAUCAGAUUACAUUUUUGUUAUAUGACUUAGAGUUCGAGAAAUGAAAGUAACGAAUUCAAUUUUCUCCAGAAAUUACUUCAAAACAAGUGACAAUUUCUCUGAAAAUCGACUUAAUUUCAACGUAAUUUUGAUACUUAAACAAUCUACAACACUUGCUGAAACUAUUCUUAUACAUCAAUUUGUAUAAUUUACCACCAUAAUUUUUUGAUGAUUUUUUUAAAACUGUCCUUUCUCUUCAUAUAUUACCGGUGACACACGCUCGCGACCUCAUUAUUAAAAGGCAAGAUGAGAAAACGUGCUAAUAGAAACCAAUACUUGUUAUUUAGAUAUAACGUAACAAAACGUGUAUAAUUUCAACGACUAAAUCUAUCAAUUUUACAUUUUUGCUCCAAAACGACACCGGCGGCUUAAACGUGAUAGUAGGUACUAAACGGGUUCCACUGUAUCAUGGGUUUAACCUUGUCCAAAUUUCGGUAUUACAGGGAUAUAUUUUUACUACGUAAUUAUGCAUUUUAGAAAAUUUAUAAUCUGUUUCAUUCCAAUAAGCGGUUCAAGAUGGAACUCAUUGUGCACUUGUAAACAUUAAACCGUAAGAGAAAAAAGUGAUAAUUGCGCAAUUACAUUGUUUUUUAUACUGUUUUUUAAAUAUAUUUAUGUUAUUUGUAA